AUGGUCAAGAAGACAGACAAGAAGGACGUGAAAGCUGAUCACUGGACUCAACGUAGAAGCAAGGAUGUGGAUAAAACCAAACGUUCAUGCGUUGAACCAACUAAAAUUGAUGAGUCCAACAUUAUCAGCACACCAAGACCAAGAAAGAAUAUUGACUACAAAGCCGUUCAAUUGAAGGGAGAAGUCAAGAUGGUGAAGAGAAACACUGCUAACACCUACGACAAGAGAAGUACGACCAAGAUUGAAAAGAAGAAGAGAUCGGCUGCCGGUACAAAGAAGACUACCAAAAAGAAGGAGGAAAAGAAGACUGAGGAAAAGAAGGAAUAA
Molecule: messenger RNA, 327 nt
Organism: Naegleria lovaniensis
Lineage: Eukaryota; Heterolobosea; Eutetramitea; Acrasida; Naegleriidae
Exons: 1
Coding region: 1-327 (108 amino acids)
Source: RefSeq, a predicted model, not a curated record